GACGCAUAGAAGCAAAGUAAUGGAGAUGGAGUAGAGUUGAAUAAAGAAAUUGGUGGCAAAUGGCAAUGGCAGAGUAGGAAACUGCAUUUACUCUGGUGUCGGUGCUUUCUGUUAAACAAAUCUUCCACUGCUGCAGUGAUCAUUUUCUUCUGAAACAUGAAAGCUUCUGUCACCAAUGCCGAUUUCCCCAGAACCCCUCUCUUCCUCAAGAUCGUCUUCUUCCUAUUCGUCGCCCUCACCUUCUUCUUCCUCGGCAACCACUUCUCCGACGGCUCCCACCAGCUCAUCUUCUUCUCCGCCACCGCCGCCACCUCCGCCACCGUCACCAUAUCCCCCAACUUCAACCAAUUCUUCAACGUCUCCGCCCUAAUCGACCCCCUUCCCACUCCCACCCAAACCCCCGAACCUCCCCCCGCACCGGAGCUUCGGGACGCAAUCAAGAGGUUCGGGAUCCUCAACGACAACGGCACCAUGUCCGACGACUUCGAGGUCGGCCACUUCGACGACGACGACGACGGCGACGGCGUAACGGAGGAGCGGGGGAACGACACCGCCUCCGCUCCCAAGAAACUCGCCGUGGCCAAGUUCGCCAUGUGUCCGCGCAGCAUGAGCGAGCUUAUACCGUGUUUGGAUAAUGCCGACGCGAUUCGGAGGCUUAAGUCCACUGAGAGAGGGGAAAAGUUGGAGAGGCAUUGUCCCGAAGAGGGGAAGAGGUUCAAUUGCCUGAUUCCGCCGCCUAAAGGGUACCGUUCCCCCAUUCCGUGGCCUCGAAGCCGCGAUGAGGUUUGGUACAGUAAUGUUCCUCACAGUCGUCUUGUUGAAGAUAAAGGAGGUCAAAACUGGAUUUCCAGAGGCAAGGAUAAGUUUAGGUUUCCAGGCGGUGGUACGCAAUUUAUACAUGGAGCAGAUCAAUACUUGGACCAUAUUUCUGAGAUGGUUCCUGAUAUAAAAUUUGGGCAGAAUAUACGAGUUGCUCUUGAUGUUGGCUGUGGUGUAGCUAGUUUUGGUGCUUACUUAUUGUCAAGAAAUGUCAUAACCAUGUCUGUUGCUCCCAAGGAUGUUCAUGAGAAUCAGAUCCAGUUUGCUCUCGAGCGUGGUGUGCCAGCAAUGAUUGCUGCAUUUGCAACCAGACGAUUAUUAUAUCCAAGUCAAGGUUUUGACUUGAUACAUUGUUCGCGCUGUAGAAUUAAUUGGACUCGAGAUGAUGGUAUUUUACUACUUGAAGUUAAUAGGAUGCUAAGGGCUGGAGGGUACUUUGUCUGGGCCGCCCAGCCAGUUUAUAAACAUGAAGAAGUUUUAGAAGAACAAUGGGAAGAGAUGCUUAAUCUUACUACUCGUCUGUGCUGGAAGUUUGUGAAAAAAGAUGGGUAUGUUGCAAUAUGGCAGAAACCUACCGACAAUAGCUGCUAUCUAAACCGUGAGGCAGGAACUCAACCUCCACUGUGUGACCAAAGUGAUGACCCCGACAAUGUUUGGUAUGUUAAUCUAAAAGCAUGCAUCUCUCAAUUGCCUGAGGAUGGAUAUGGAGCAAAUGUUGCCAGAUGGCCUGCACGUUUGCAUACUCCACCUGAAAGGCUUCAAAGCAUAAAAUUUGAUGCUUUCAUAUCCAGAAAGGAGCUUUUUAAGGCUGAAUCAAAAUAUUGGGAUGAGAUAAUAGCCAGCUAUGUACGUGCUUUACAUUGGAAGAAGAUGAAAUUAAGAAAUGUUAUGGACAUGAGAGCUGGUUUUGGAGGAUUUGCAGCUGCAUUGAUUGAUCAGAACCUUGACAGCUGGGUUAUGAAUGUUGUUCCUGUUAGUGGUUCUAACACCUUGCCUGUUAUAUAUGACCGUGGGCUGAUUGGAGUUAUGCAUGACUGGUGUGAACCAUUUGACACCUACCCAAGAACCUAUGAUUUUCUGCAUGCUGCAAACCUGCUUUCUGUUGAGAAGAAAAGAUGCAACGUGUCAUCAAUUAUGCUGGAGAUGGAUCGGAUUCUAAGACCUGGUGGACGGGCAUACAUCCGUGAUACUCUUGGCAUCAUGGAUGAGCUUGUAGAGAUUGGCAAGGCUAUAGGUUGGCAAAUGACAUUGCGAGAUACAGCUGAGGGUCCUCAUGCAAGUUAUAGGGUCUUGGUUUGUGAUAAGCGCCUACUACGCGGUUGAUCUUGUUUUAUAAGUAGCAGCAGAAUAGGGUCUCACAUCCUGGAAGAUGCAAUGCAACUGUAAAUAUCACUUCCUUAUAAGCAGCAGCGUUGGAAGCUGGAAGCAUUUGUCUGUUCAUUCUUGGCAUCAGAUUGUGAGAGCUGGUUUGGUCUAGUGUGCAUGCGUCAUUUAACUUGUUUAUAAAAUUUAAUUUAUUUGUAUAUGACAAAGGUUUUAGGUCGAACAUCUAUUAUAUUUUUCACUUAUGUUUAGUCCCAACAUUACGAUUUCUAUAUAGUAACACUUAAAAUUUUGCAUUCUUCA
This is a messenger RNA of Cajanus cajan (pigeon pea), 2445 nucleotides long. RefSeq names its product putative methyltransferase PMT11. The record is from RefSeq and is a predicted model, not a curated record. Gene Ontology annotation, cellular component: cytoplasm; endosome; trans-Golgi network. NCBI's taxonomy places the organism in Eukaryota, Viridiplantae, Streptophyta, Magnoliopsida, Fabales, Fabaceae. Gene Ontology annotation, molecular function: methyltransferase activity.